This is a messenger RNA of Hydractinia symbiolongicarpus, 2902 nucleotides long. RefSeq lists its product as uncharacterized. The record is from RefSeq and is a predicted model, not a curated record. Lineage: Eukaryota; Metazoa; Cnidaria; Hydrozoa; Anthoathecata; Hydractiniidae. The coding region runs from base 2088 to 2741 and encodes 217 amino acids. The transcript has 2 exons.
AAACCAAUCAGACAAAGUAAAAAUUGCAUUUUAGUAGAAAACAAAAAUAUAGCAUAUAUUUCGUAUAGAUUGGCCAAUCAUAUUGUGGACAAAUUUUCUAGUUAUUUAAUUGGUCAUAAUGAAACUAUAGAAUUGUUUGAUAUUGUAAAAAUUCCUGGUGCAAUAUUUUCUGAAUGACAAAAAAAAAUGUUUUACGAAAACGCUAUUAGUGUUCUGCUUCUAUAUUGUAAAAAUUCUCUCAAUAUAAAUCAUUAUACCUUAUUCAAUAUUUUUUGGGAAAUGAAAUUGUUGAUAUUAUUCUCGGAGAUUUUAAUGUGAAUGCAUUUAGCGACGAAAACUAUUUCCUCUCCAACUCAUAUAUCAGGUUCACUUAUUGACCAUGUCUAUAUCCGUGAAAAUGAUUUAAACACUUUCAAUGUCGAGACCUUCGUUGAAACUGUCUAUUUGAGUUAUUUCGAUGCAGUCAGGAUUAAACUUUCUCUCUGAUUUAAAAAAAAAUUACCUAUGGAACAUAAAAUCUUUACAGACGACUUCAAACAACUUUUUUCUUCCUGUUUUUAACCUCUUUUAUUUUUUUUGGCAUUUUGAACUUUUAAAUUAAUAGUAUCUUCGAUCGCAACGCAUAUAUUUGCUUUCCAACAUUCUUGCUGCAGGUGGACAUCUUCAAAUCGCAGGGUUUCUAUUUUAAUGUUAAAAUAAGUCGGGUAUAUCAUUACAUAUCAUUAUGUGAUAGUUCAGUAUUUUACGCUAUAAAGUAUAGUUCAGUAUUUUACGCUUACAACACAACUGGAGAAAUUGUGGCAUCAAGUUUCAUCUAUAACACAGCUUUGGCCGGAGUAUUUCACAUAAGAAAAAGUAAAGUCUUAACAAACAAUUCUCACUUCUUAAAAAAAACCUGUCUAUAUACUAAAAGUGCGUUAGAUGCAGAAGGUAUUUAUAUUUUUGACAGCGAAGUCUCCUUAAUAAACACAAAUAUAACUAACAACAUCGCGAAUUAUGCAGGAUGUAUUCGAAUUGAAUUAAAGGUGCGUAAUCACCAUUAUCGAGUUAUGACUUUCCUGAAAAUUUGAGGAUGUAUAACGCACUAGAAAUGGAAAUAAUGGUACUUUAAUAUCUUAAAUUUAUUGUUGUUUUUUUUCCAGCCGCCAUAUUUAACGAUCUUGUUGAUCUCUUAUUCUGGUUUAAUAAGCGGGCCGUUGCAAAAUGUUCGUGUGAAACCGGAGGUAAACAAACGGCCUUAACUUUAAAUGAGCUCUGAGAUGGAUUUCGAUAAAAUCGCCAAUAUGGUAGGCUCCGUUCUCCACUUAGAUUUAAUUUUCUUCUAUUCUAUUCGUCAUUGUUUUUGAAGGCCAGACAAAACAAAACAGAAAGAAGAAAUCACAGCAUUACCUCGUGGUUAAUAAUUAUGAUCAUUAAUGCUUAUCACGCUCUUUCUUUUAUUUAUUUUCUUUUUAUUUAUUAGCAUGCACGGGAUUACUGCAUAUUUUAAGCUAAGCGGGGGAAUAUGCUCAUUGUGAUAGUUGGAGAUAGUUAUAGCACUAUGGAGAUAAUUAAAUUUAGGGCAUGAAAGGGGAAAUUCUGAAAAUUUAGAUAUUACAAUAUCUAAAUUUUCAGAAUUUCCACUUUCAUUGUGUAGAUCUGAUACUGUCUCCAUAAGAAAACGACUGACUGUUUAAACAAAGGAAAAUAAUCAAAACGUAAGACAGCUAGCGAGGCGAAGCUGUCUUCAAAAACAAUAAUAAAAAGUAGUCAGUGUUGCAAAAAAGUCUGAUUUCAGUAAGCUAAAAGGUUUAAAUAAUAGAGAAUAACACAGAAACUUCGAUUGACAUAUCUGAUUUAUCAUGUUCGAAACUUUGUGGAUAUAUUUAUAAAAGCAUUACGAUGGAAACACAACUACAGAUGCUCUCCCUCAUUCAUUAUUUUUGCUAUAAUGGUCUGAAUGCAGCAACCAUGUGAUUGAUUUUACCGUGCGUUUAAUAUCGCAUGAUUCGUGCAAUGAAAUGGCGGUUCUGUAGGCGAAGAGAAAUUGGGAUGCUGCAACCGAUCUUUUUUUCCAGGUUAAAAAGCAUCUGUCAACUUGGUUAAACAUGAACAAUGUCACUAUGAAAGCUGUUGGAGUAAAAAAAGUUCUUGUACCUGCUGCCCUUUCAGUGAACUCACCACAUAAGAACAUUGUGAAGAAGAAGAAGUACAGUAUCAACGUAAUGUUAUCUGACAUUAACGACAGUAUUCCACCCAUUUACCUCACACUUCUAAAGCAAACUAAUAGAUCUUUAGAAUACAAAUGCCCGAAGAACUACAAUGCAUCUUAUGCAAACUACAAAAAUAAAGGAAAAAGUACUUUUCAACGAAACGUAUACAUAAUGUUUUGCAAACAUUGUCCUAGAAGCACAUACAGACUUCUAACUUCAAGUCAGAAAAUUCAAAUAGUACCAGGAAAUAUAAUUAAGCCCUUUAACAAACAAACUCAAUGCUUCUCAUGCCCUCCAGGAAGCAAUUGUGAUAGUCAUAUCAAAAGUAACGACCGAUUUUGGAGAUUUGAAAGUCAAAACCAUCUGAAGUUAACCCUUGCCCAGAAGAGUACUGUUGUUCACAAACACGUUGAAAAUGUACAUCUUCCAAAAGUUACGCUAGUCAUAGAGCUGGAAUGCUCUGUGGAGUAUGUACAACAGGGUACCAGGUCAACUAUUUUGAUAAUCGUUGUAUUUCUUCAAAUUCAUGUACUGAAGCGUUUUCGAUAAUAUUUCUAAUCUUUGGAUUAACAUAUGCGAUGAUUUUAGCAUAAUUGAAAGAGAUAAGAUUCUUCUGAAAAUAAUUCUUUUUUGCUAGCUCUAAAGAACGUUUUGAAGGUAACAAAUCAUCAAAGCAAGGUGAAUGCAAUUUAUUAUACAAAACCCGAAGU